This is a messenger RNA of Coccinella septempunctata (seven-spotted ladybird), 1899 nucleotides long. RefSeq lists its product as uncharacterized. Lineage: Eukaryota; Metazoa; Arthropoda; Insecta; Coleoptera; Coccinellidae. The record is from RefSeq and is a predicted model, not a curated record. The transcript has 3 exons. Bases 157 to 978 code for a protein of 273 amino acids.
GCUACCGCCGCCAUAUUGCUAUAAAUAAACUAGUUUGAAAACUGUCGAUGCGCAAACAAAUCUCUGGUUUCCAAGUUCUAAAAACAUUUAAAUUUUUCAUGGAAAUUUCGAACUGACGACGAACGAGCCAUGUAAAAAAUCCAGGUUCCUUUGAAAAUGCUCGUCCCAGUGAAAAAACAAAGGUUGUCAAAAUCGUUUUAUUGCUUACAAAGGCCCUUUAAAUUCAGAAUGGAUACAGAUAAAACCGAAAAUAUGGAAUUCACCGACGACCAAUUGAAAGAUGCUUCUACGUUUUGUAACUUUUACCUCGAUCUAAUUCACAGUUUUAACGAUAAGACCAAAUACUUUUUAUCAGAAAACGUAGUACUGGACUAUUUUGGUCACACAAUAAGAGGACAAAAAAACGUGACCAAUUACAUCAAGACCAACCUGGUAAAUGUUGGACACUUAUUCGAUAAUGCUAAACCGGUCGAAAAGAUUGGAUUCAGAGAUACUCACGUUGUAAAGUUACCUAGUGAGCCAAAGAAAGUUUCGAUGCCUUUCUUCAGCCCUCCUAAAUCAAACGAGCCAAAAACCCCAACCAAAUCGGUGUCCAUACCCUCGACUUCCAAGUCGAGGCAGGAAGGAAGGAGGGGAGUUAAAAAACGUCUGGAAUUAUGCUCCCCGGCAAAAAGGCCGAGACGAAAUGGAGAUGGGGACCAAACAGAGAAUUCCCCCUUAGAAACUGACAUAGUCGAGAGCGAACUAGAAUCCGUACAUAUAAAAUACAUGACCUCAGACGGACAUGUGGAGUUUCGCAAGCCCAGCCUCAAGAAGUUACAGACCGAGUGCAGGUGGAAGAGGCCUUGCAAGUUGAGCAUAGCCUACUCGUCUACCUCCAGUCAAGAUUGCAGCAUCUACCUGAUAAUAUACGAGGGGAACGUCAAAUGUAGGAGGAAUCUAUUGAAGGAGUUCGAGGAGGCAGAGUUGAAGGAUUGAAGUUACCGAGGUCGAAUCGUUGCAGAUCAAAGUUUUACUUGUAAAAAAUUCAAAUCGCUGAUGGUAGUUAGUACCAUCGUUUUCAAAUGAAAAAAGUCUAGUCAUGAUGUUGGGAAUUUUGUUUUUGAAUCGUACUAUUUUCUCGGUGGGAAAUAUAACAUCAGAAACAAGGAGAGGCAGGGAAAAUGCACUAGGAAGUCUCCUACUGAGUUUCUUUCACUUCUAGUGCAUUUUCUUGAAAAUAAAUGGAAUUUGAUUGCUUCAGUACUUUUAAAAUAUGAACAGGUUUGUUUCUCCAUCAUUAAUUGUUGUUUUAAUUAUUUUUACUAUGUCGGAAAGUGUAUUUUUCAAUUUGUUUCACUAGAAAUAAACGAAGAAUAAAAUUAAUUUUGUGCGCUUUACCCCCAAUAUUACAGAUUGUUUUGAAUAAUACCCUAAUUUUUCCAUAAAAAACCACAAUUUCGCCUGAAAUGAUUAAAUGCAAAUGUUUCAAGAACAUUAAUAUAAGAAAAUUGAUUAAAACCUUGAAUCUGAUGUGAUAUUGACCAUUUUUCCGUUCCAUCCCCCUCUGCAAGGAUCUUCGACCAUUCCUUUUUUUCAGAUUUAGCUUAGUGCAAUUGUUGAGGUUUUUAAAAGUUUAUAUAAAAUCCCUUUACACUUUAUACGAUACCAUAACCAUUUUCGAAUACGUUCAGUUAUGAUAUUGAUAAUUAAUUUUGUAUUUUAGGGUAGUUUUGACAAGUACGCUCUGUACAUUUUUAUGUAAAUUAUACAUAUUCCUGGAGAUUGAGAUUUAUCGAAUUAUUCCACCGGUAUACUUUGUUGUGGAUCUUUCCUAACAAGUUCGAAGACAUUGUAAACUUGAAUUGAUUGAUUUUUAUAAUGUAAAGCAGUAAAUAAAAUGUAAAUAUUCCAUUUCAA